AUGGCGGACGAAGACAUGGCCAAGCUGUCACUCCACGACGAAGAUGAGAAGAAGAUGCCACAUCUGCCCAACGAGAUCCUCACCAAGAUCUUCUCCCAUCAUCAAUUUCCAUCUGCCUCCACGAUUGGCCGUGACCGCUACGAAGGCCUCAACAUCCCCAAAGGCCCUUUGGUUCGCACUGGACCGAUCGAAGACUACAUUGACAAUGACCUCAACACGGGUGCCUCCAUCCACAAGCACGGCGAGUACAAAGAGAAGCUUCGCACCUUGUCUGCCAUCAGCAAUGCCAGCCGUACAUUCCACAAAGUCGCCCUGCCGCUUAUGUACGCCAUCUAUCCCGGACAGACGGUCGUCAAGCCCAAGCUCUUCCUGCGCUCGAUCAAGAAGAACCCAGAGCUGGCUCCGCUGGUCAAGCAGAUGGUGAUCGACCCGUGGGAUACGUUCAACGGUUCCAAGCAAGUGCGAGACAGCAUCGAGCGAGUCGGUUUGCAGAAGGAGCUUCCGAGCAUCUUGGAUCGUCAGGCUGAGGAGUGGAAUGACGAGGCGUACGCCACUCUUCUACUGCUUCGUUGCCCCGACAUUGAUGCUCUGACUAUCACGCUGCCGAGCUUCUACAGUGCUGAUGUCGGCCUGUUCGAUCUCCUCAAGAAGAUUCGCCAAGCUGACUGCGACUCACGCACGAAGAAGAACGGCAACGUCGGCAAGCCAGAGAACGUCUUGGUCGACAUGCCGCUCCGCAAGGGUGCUCACGCUUUGAUGCGUCUAUCUUCUGUCGAGUCAGUCACGGCCUACCGUUUCUGGGACGGCGCCACCACGCUCAAAGGCUUGCAGCACCUCCAGUCUCUCACGCUUUGGAGAAACAGUUUCAAGCCGGCAGAGCUCCUCAAAGCCCUCGACACCUGUACUGGCCUGCGCUCUCUCAACAUCAUGUUCGCUGGCUUCAAGUCCAUCCUCGGCAAGCUUCUCCCAGACGACCGCAUCGACAUGAACGAGCUCGGCAAGAUCAUCCGCAUGAAGCUCACCAACCUCCGCGAUCUCCGUCUCGACGACCGUGAACAGGACCCUCCAAAGCCUUACGUCUUACCUUCGCUGAGACGUGGCCCACCCUUGGAGAAGCUCGCCAUCAACGAGGCUGCCCUCGGCUGCUACACCGGCCGCCGCAUGCCCAGCAUCCCACUCGCCGACAUGCUCCCCAAAUCUCUCCAAUCCCUCGCCAUCCUCCGCUCGAACCAAUGGUGGCACGAAGCCGACCACGGUCCUCGCGGCAACGAGUUCAUCGGCGACGAUGGAGUGACGUACCGCUUCGACGCCAUCCACGACAAGAUCGUCGAAUUCCUCCGCAGUCGCCAUGAGAAGUGUCCCGAGCUGAAGGAGAUCUAUCUCGAUACGCCGGCGAAGUUUGGGAGGAGUGUGAAGGCUUUCGGGUGGAAAAUCGAGCGGGUCGUUGAGGCUGAGGUGCUGGAGAGACCGAGUGUUGUUGUGGACAUGUUGGUUCCGCCGAAGGAGAAGAGGGAGUGGGAGAAGACGCAGGUUGAGCGGGGAAGGCUGCGAUUCUGUUGA
Molecule: messenger RNA, 1560 nt
Organism: Zasmidium cellare ATCC 36951
Lineage: Eukaryota; Fungi; Ascomycota; Dothideomycetes; Mycosphaerellales; Mycosphaerellaceae
Exons: 2
Coding region: 1-1560 (519 amino acids)
Source: RefSeq, a predicted model, not a curated record